CUGCCCCUCCGAGCGAGCGCCGGAGAGAAGUUGUUUCGUGACCUGUUGGUCCCUGUGCACGCCAGGCUGGGAGCGGAGCGAGGGAUGCCCUCCCUGCAUCGCAGCCCGGGCGGGGGGCUGGGGGGCUGGGGCGUCAGGGUUCCCCGAAUUCGCUGACAGCCUCUGGGGACGCGCGCAUCCUCCAGCCCAUUUAUAAGGAGCCCGGUGCUGUCACUGGACCCGGAGGCAGCAGCAUUUCUGCUUUCGAGGUGUGAAACCAUUGCAGGGACCCCUGUCUUCAUUUCCUUCAAAAAAUCCGUUGCAAGCAGCCGACGGAAAUUGUAGAAUCGAACAAGAUGAGGCAAGUGGCCGCCUGAGGGUACGAAAUCAGCGGUGUUGCCUGGUUUUUCUCACCGAUUUUCACUUGGAUUAGAGGCGGACAUGGGUGUGUUUGGGUAUCCAAAUGCAUUUUAAGGUUGGCUACAUGCAAACUGCAUUCACAGAGCUACGUUUGGGUUUUUCUGACCCUGUUUUGUUUUUCUCUCUCUACCAUUUUGUAGAUUUCCCUCCUCACUAUGUGUUGGACUUGGCCAGAUGGUGGCUACAGUGGCAGUUCUCUGGGUGGGAAAGGCGCUCAGAGUAGUCAAGUUUCCUGACUUUGACAGUAAUGUACCUCGAAAGACGUUUCCACUACCUCUACUAUAUUUUGGGAACCAAAUCACAGGACUGUUCAGCACAAAGAAACUGAACUUGCCAAUGUUUACAGUUCUGAGAAGGUUCUCCAUCCUGUUUACAAUGUUUGCUGAAGGAGUGUUACUCAAGAAGACUUUUUCUUGGAGUAUUAAGAUGACUGUAUUUGCAAUGAUUAUUGGAGCCUUUGUAGCUGCCAGCUCUGACUUGGCAUUUGACCUGGAAGGAUAUGUUUUUAUUCUGAUAAACGAUGUCCUGACAGCAGCAAAUGGCGCAUACGUGAAACAAAAAUUAGAUUCAAAGGAGCUGGGAAAAUAUGGUCUGCUCUAUUACAAUGCACUGUUCAUGAUUCUGCCCACCCUGGCCAUUGCGUAUCUUACAGGAGAUGCACAAAAGGCAAUGGAUUUUGAAGGCUGGGCUGAUACCCUCUUUCUUCUGCAGUUCACCCUCUCUUGUGUGAUGGGGUUUAUCUUGAUGUACGCCACAGUACUCUGCACUCAGUAUAAUUCUGCUCUUACAACUACAAUAGUUGGCUGUAUUAAGAAUAUAUUAAUAACUUAUAUUGGAAUGGUCUUUGGUGGAGAUUAUAUUUUCACGUGGACAAACUUCAUUGGCUUAAAUAUCAGUAUUGCUGGGAGCCUGGUGUAUUCCUACAUCAUUUUCUCUGAAGAGCAGCUGAGCAAACAGUCGGAGGCCAGUAACAAGCUGGACAUUAAGGGGAAAGGAGCAGUAUGACCAGAAGAUUGCAUCAGCGACGUAGGCCUAAGACUUUGAUCAGCUUGGAGCACUGGCAAUUCUUACACAGAUACUGGGGUGUCUUGAUUAUGGAGAAAAUACCAUUCCUUUGCACUUAUACAAUCUUAGGAUUGAUUGCUGCCUUUUAACAUUUUAUGAGAGAAACUUAUAAUUGACUCUAUUUUAAUUAUGCCAUUUGAAUUAAUUUAUAUCAGACUGGAAAAUGCACCAGGCUUUUUAAUUUAUUUUUCUUCUGUGCCGACAGUGAACCAUCGGUGUUUGGAAAAACUGUUGUAUUCCAUACUUUGAUAUCCAGGUGUCCCUGAGAGCUGCAUCUAUAAAGUGCUCCAACUGGAGCCUCCUCGUUCAAGUCAUUGCUGCGUCUGGAGGCAGGUCUAGCCUUCCUUCUGCUGGAAAUGCAGUGGAGUAUCGGCAGUGUCUCUUCUUUGAAUUACAUUUCUUAACGAUUGCAUUUUCUUCAUAAGGAUAUCGUUGCAUUUGCCAAAGACUACAACUUUGGCUCUAAAAAAAUAGGCGGGGCUUAGAGGUGUAUCACUUUGCAUGUUGGCUUUCCUGAGAACUCCUGGGAUGAGCAGAGUGCAUUCCUUGAAAACUUGCUGUUCCCUCUUGGUUGUGUGGGAUGGGGAUAAUGAAGUGCUGGAGGAAGCACUUAUCUAUCUCUCUGAUUCAUUCAUUCACCUAAAAUGUAGUGAGUGUGUAACAUGUGCCAGGCCUGAUCCUAAGUGCUGGGGAUACAGAGAGGUUUUCGGAAGUCGUUGAAUGAGCUCACUAUGGCUGUAGUGACUGAGUGAAGUAAGACAGAGAACUCAGCUUGAUCCAUCCAUUCAGCAGAUGUGACUAUGAACAAGUCGUAGAACUUUAUCCAGUUCUUAGACACUGCAAUCUAUAUGUGGGGUUGGAAGCACCCGCCCCACCUCACCCACAGCGGUGUGAAACCAAACGCUGAGGUGUGAGAUCAGAGGCAUGUGAAGAGGUGCAUUUUGUGAACCAUGCAGCCCGGCCCUUCCCUGAGUGAGAAUGGUAGGCAGGCAGGCAAGGUGACCCCUCUGUAUUUCCCCGUGCAUCCCUUCUCCGGGUUUAGCUGCUACUCUUUUUACCCCUCUUUAAACCAAUAUGACUGGGUCUUACAUUCCUGAAUGCAUUGGCUUGAGGGGAAAGGCUGGUUAGAUGUUUGUGUAUUGUUGAGGGCUGGUUGGUGUUAGAGCUGUCACCUUUCUCCUGACGGCAUGAGCACACCUCUCUCCUGUGGUCACUCCCACCUACGUUCUGGUCUUUGUCCUUUCACUGCCUUACUGAGGACACCAGCUUCUCUCAAGCCCAAUGCUGCAUUCUGGGAGAACAGCUGUGAAUGGACAUUGAAUUGCCUCUUUGGGUGGGCCAGGGUGUUAAAUUCAACACAGUCCUGUGACUUGGUUCAGACACAUCUGCUGACUUUGGGGAGGAGUGUUUGCUCAGCCAGUUGUGCAGUGAGUAUGCAGGAGGCUGGGUGCCUGGUGCACACACUACUUUUAGUUCAUUGGGUGUGGGAUCCACUGGGCUCCUUUGAUCUAAACAAUGAAUAAUUUGGUGUCUCAAUAUGGCACCUGGAAGGUUUUGAUCUAUUUAUAUUUUUGAUGGAGGUCAUAUUUAUGCUUUUCCCUUAUUUUGCUUUGUCUUUAUUAAAGCCUGGCCAGUGGUGCUGGGUCCCCAGAAUUAGCCUCACAGCCAACUUCCAAGUUAUAAGCUCCAUGUAAGAGUUCCUAAGGCUCACUCCCCUGCCCCCCCCCCCCAUAUCAGCUGAUCUGAGGAAAUUCUGGUGGGAGCAUAGGACAUUACCUUGUGUAAGAUGGUUCUUACUGUCCCUGUUUUACCAAUGAGAAAA
Molecule: messenger RNA, 3286 nt
Organism: Myotis brandtii (Brandt's bat)
Lineage: Eukaryota; Metazoa; Chordata; Mammalia; Chiroptera; Vespertilionidae
Gene: SLC35D1
Product: solute carrier family 35 (UDP-GlcA/UDP-GalNAc transporter), member D1
Exons: 11
Coding region: 574-1404 (276 amino acids)
Cellular component (GO): Golgi apparatus
Molecular function (GO): GDP-fucose transmembrane transporter activity; antiporter activity
Source: RefSeq, a predicted model, not a curated record